Molecule: messenger RNA, 879 nt
Organism: Coccidioides posadasii C735 delta SOWgp
Lineage: Eukaryota; Fungi; Ascomycota; Eurotiomycetes; Onygenales; Onygenaceae
Source: RefSeq, a predicted model, not a curated record
AUGCUUUUCUCCGACGCGUCCGCGAUGGAUAGGCUUCCCAAUGAGAUAUGGCAGAUGAUCCUCGAUCGCGCAAUGAUCCGUGAUGCCCCUCUGUGUAUACAUGACUUCCUGUCGGCCACCGGGGUUGCAAAACGGUCCACAGAUGCCGAAAAUAAGCGAAAAAGAGAGCAGCGAGAUUGUAACCACAUUGCUCCUGAAGCGAGACAAUCGCGGACGAGGCCUAACAGAGUCCGUGUGUUGACGAGGAAUGAUCCAGAGGGCGAAGAGCCGCUCCAAGCAAACUCUUCCCUCGCACCCACGUCUACAUCGCUUUUACACAACCUCCAUAAGAGCCAGAAGCCGCAUUUUCUCGACUGGCAACUCAUUAACGGAACCUGCCAACUUUUCCGCAAAUUAGGAAAAAGAUCCUUCUUCGCCAACAAAACAUUCGCCAUGGAGCCGGCAAUCUCCGAGAAGCUCCAGCAAUGCAAAUUAAAACAGCUCAGUGUAGAAAACCAGCAGAUGGCAGUUCACUACAUCAGAUCAGUCAUAUUCAUCGAAACGUGCUUGUUCUCUCCGAGAUCCAUAUUGUUACUACCUCGUCGGGUCGCCAUUUUCCCGCGCCUUCGAUGGCUCGACCAUCUCUUUGCAUAUGCUGCAGACUCACCUUCAAGUCCGGAUGAAGUGCUCUAUUCUAUCUCUACACGAAAGGCGCUUGUGUCGCCUCUUCACGACUUGCUUGGUGGUAUUGGCGUCCCCACGGACAGACUGGAGCUUGGCUCCAUGCGUAAUAAGUACGUAUCAUGGGAAGAGCUUGAAGCUACUUUGCGGAGCGACAUAUAUCCCAUGCUGAGAUUCGUGGCCGAAGCGAAGGCGCGACAGAAAAAGGUCAAAGUGUGA